Messenger RNA from Vicia villosa (hairy vetch), 477 nucleotides. RefSeq lists its product as uncharacterized. Lineage: Eukaryota; Viridiplantae; Streptophyta; Magnoliopsida; Fabales; Fabaceae. The transcript has a single exon. The coding region runs from base 1 to 477 and encodes 158 amino acids. The record is from RefSeq and is a predicted model, not a curated record.
AUGGUGUUUUGGUGGCAAAUGAAGUUGUGGAUUUUGCAAGGAAAGAGGGGAGGAGUUGUAUGUUCUCCUUUUCUUUUAGUGUUGGUUACCGAGGGUUUUACGGGCCUUGUGCGGAAAUCCUUCGAGAAUGGUGAUUUUAGAGGGGUCGGGAUUAAUGGAUGUAGCGGGGUUGACAUUCUUCAAUUUGCGGAUGACACUUUGUUAGUGGGUGAAGGCUAUUGGAGUCAAGUGUGGGCUUUUAAAGUGGUGUUGAAAGCUUUUGAGUUAGCGUCGGGUCUCGGAAUCAAUUACCAUAAAAGUAAAUUGAUUAGGAUUAAUGUUAGUAAUAAUUUUUUACAAGCCGCUUCUUAUGUUCUUGCUUGUAAAGUGGAGGAAAGCUCUUUUUCUUUUCUUGGGAUUAUCAUUGGUUGUAAUCCUAGGAAAUACUCUUCUUGGAUCCCUCUUUUGUUAAAGAAGAAGAAGCGUUUGGCGGGUUGA